Molecule: messenger RNA, 1686 nt
Organism: Trichomycterus rosablanca
Lineage: Eukaryota; Metazoa; Chordata; Actinopteri; Siluriformes; Trichomycteridae
Gene: il10ra
Product: interleukin 10 receptor, alpha
Exons: 7
Coding region: 16-1686 (556 amino acids)
Biological process (GO): cytokine-mediated signaling pathway
Cellular component (GO): plasma membrane
Molecular function (GO): protein binding; cytokine receptor activity
Source: RefSeq, a predicted model, not a curated record
GAUACCUACACAACCAUGGCCAGGAACCUAUGGGUUUCAUGUGUGUUUAUGGUACUCCACUUAAUAAUCAACAUAUCAGGUGAGGUGAUACCGGGAAAUGUCACAGUGCACAUAUGGGAGGGGAACGUAACCGUUACCUGGGAUCCUCCUCAGAAAAACCCAGGGGGUUGCCUCUAUCAGGUUCAAAUGUCAACAUCGGAAUCUCCUAGUGUCUGGGUCAAUGUGUCCCAGUGUAGUCUGCUUACAUCGACAAUAUGCAAUGUGGGAUACCUUUCAAGUGAUUUAAAGUUCAAAGUGCGUGUUGGCAUACCCGUGACUCAAAACAAUAUUUCCUGGAGUACUACAAAAUACAAUAAUAUGAGAAAGAGUCAAUUGUUCGCGCCUACUUUUGAACUGUCAUCCACCUCAUAUUCUGUGCAAGUGAAAAUACACAGGAAACAGAUGCUUGAAAAUGUCUUUCCCUAUGGGGUGCAAUAUACUUCCUAUGUAUGGCCAGAUGGGCAAGAAAACAAGACGAUGAUAAAGAGUGACGAUGACAUGGACGAUAAUGGUGAGAUCAAUUUCAACGCAUUGCAAUCACUACAAGUAUACUGCGUGCGUAUAAAAGUAGAGUCUACAUCAACGUUUGCUACAAACAUCUCUCCAGUACACUGCAUAAAGCUACCACUAGAUCUAACGCUGGUUUUCGGCAUGAUCCUUCUCGGACUUCUGAGUAUUGUGGCUCCCGUGAUGCUCUUUGUCUGUUUCAUGAAGCGACCUCGGGAAAUGCCUACUGCUCUGAAACCUGUUGCAAGCGGAUGGCGCCCCAUGACGAUAGGACCCGUCCAAGUGGAGACGGUGAAUAACAAAGGAUGGAUACUCAUCGCCGACACGGCGACGAAGAUGCAAACGUCGGACAAGAUUACCGAAUAUUCCGAGGAAGAUAAUGAAAGGAGAGAAAGCCUAGACAGUGGAGUGAGCAUGGAUCACUUGAACCUGUCCGAGUCUGGCAGCGACACGAUAAUUCAUGAACCAGUACCAGACAUAUCAGUAGACAGUGGGUGUGGGAGUCUGAAACUGACCGAGGGCUGUCAGAGUGGCACAGGAGACGCUGGAGCACAGUAUUCGCCACAAAAUACACAUCGUAGGGGUAGACACGAGGGAGGGGAGGAGGACAGUGGUUUGGGAAUGGGCCACCAAUUUCAGAUUUCAGACUCUCUAGAAGGGGAAGAAGGUGGGCUGUUGUCCGAGGUAGUGGUUGGAGACGGAUAUCGGAGUCAAAGCCCUUCAAGCGUUGAUGAGACUACGCCAAAUGAGACUACACAGCUUUGUGGCAUAGAGACAAACAUUGCGUUCCCAUCCUGUGGCUACAGGUCAGGAGGUCAGGUGACAUGUAUGUGUUCGGACCAUGAGUACUGCAUUUGGUGCAAAUCUAAAAAACCUUCGAUUGAAGACUCUCCACAGACUCAAGAGAGCCACUCUUCGGUGCCUAUCUACCUAAAAAAGGGACAUGUCCAGACAGAAACCUUUUGUAAUGUGAAGAAUGAGCAUGAACAGUCAGUGUUUGUCUGGGAAAAUGUGAACUAUACUGAUUCCUGUCAGUUUCUCUUGUCAUGCCGACCACUUCUCCAAAAUGAGAAGCCACAAUCCUGUUUAUUGAACACUCAGCCUUUCACACUUGAUGAUGUGGAACUGACAUUUUCUUGA